AUGGAUUGCACGGAUGAAAAGAAGGACGAAGUACAAGUUGAAAGCGAUAGCGAUAGCGAUGCUGAAUUUGCCGUAUAUCCAUGUUUAAGUGGAUUAAUCAAAUCACGAUCUGUACAUUCUUUUCAAACAGCAUCGUUGAAUUAUUUGUUAAACAAUGAAAUCUUGCCUUCACGAUCUGAGGAAUAUUCGAUGAAUCAAUUCAAGUGUUGGCCACUUCCGGAUAAAAAUUAUAUGGAACUGAAGAAUAAUGCAAAUAUUCGUAAACUGAGCAAUGAAAUGAUCGAUUUUAAUUAUGCUUUCAAGAAUCGACAGGAUUCGCACUCAGAAUCGAGCGAAAGUUCUCGUUGGUCUGCGCCCGAAAAUUCUACUGGCGAGGAUUUAGUAAAAUCAGAUUCUUUAGUUUUCGGUGCAGGAAAGGAUUACUGGUCGGCUCCAGAGCUUACAAGUGAUGACAAAGAGGAGCUAUUCGAAGAGAAUAGAAAAAUGCUAAGAACAGGCAAUUCGUCGGCCAGCUUAUGCGGAUCAUUAUUCUCGGAUUACGAUGACCCAAGAAUUCCAAGUUUCUCAGAAAUUCGCGACGAACUUCCUAAUGAAAAACCUAGUCUAGCUGCAAAAAGCGUUCGUUCUAUGUUGGAUUUAGAAUUGGUGGCAAAAAUAAGUCGGAAAUGGGAUUCGCUUGAGAUUUAUGCCACAACUCCAUCGCCUCAAUGGCCAUUUAAUGAGAUUGAUGUACCGUUUAUGGACACUUAUUCUGAAAUGGAUAAAGAUGAGGAAGAGAAAGAUAAGGUUCAAAUCAAAGUAGAAGCGUACGAUUGUGUGGGUUAUAAUAGUAAAAGUAAUAAUGAUAGUUUUCCAGAGGGAACAAAAGAGGUUGAAGCGAAAUGGAUGAAUAAAUAUUCGCCUGAUAGACGACGAUCACUUGAAAAAUAUGAUAAAUUAUUAUUUACGAUGACGGCUGAUAACCAUUUAUACAAAAAAUCGAUGAAAAAGUUACAGUGCAGCAGAAGUUAUCAAGAGGGUUUAUUUCAUCUAAAAUCAUCUUUGUUUGAUUUCGAUACUGAUAUUCAAGAUCAUUAUAAUAGAUGUUCGUCUCCUGGAUGUCAAAAAUUUGCGCAAAAACUGGCAAAUAUUUCAAGAUAUAAAUCUGUCGAUAUCGAAGAACUUUGUCCUCGGCAAAGACCCUACGAUUUAUUUCCACUUAAUUUUAUCAAAAAUUCACGGCAUCCGAUUUCUACAAAAUUUGAUGAAAACUAUUCCGCAAUGAAGAAAGCAUUCUAUUGUUUGGAUAACGAGGAUAAUGAGAAUCAAUUACAUGUAUCAUCUCAAUCAACAAAUGAUCGUAAUAUUUCAUAUUUAAAAACUGAUUUGAUGCGAUCUACCAAUAGUUCAAGUGAAGCUAUUUUAAUGAGAAAUAACGUCGGCUCUGCUUUAAGUUACGAAACCUUCAUAGCAAAUAAAUCACACCUAUUGCGUUGCAUUUCUAAUGCGGGCAACGCUAGAAUAUUCCAUGGACCAGUGAGCUGGUGUCCUAUCCAUCAUUCAGUUACUUCCAUUCCUCAUUCUUUUCCUUUUAUUGCACAUCGGCAGCAAUUUCGUGAUCGUCAUUGCUUUAGCAGCCUUUCCUUGUUGUAUCAUUCUUCCCAAGAGAAUUUAUCAAAUUCUUCUUCAAUACGCUCGCUGCAAACGGAUGCGAAUAGCGGUCCUAUUAAUCGACUUGAAAAUCGAGAAAUGAUUGCAGUUUGUUCAACGAACACGAAUAUCUCAGAAUAUGAUAUUAGAAGUGGAAUUAUAAGGAAAUCUGCAAAAUCAGGUGAAUUAAAUCGAAGUUUUAUAUUUAUAUUUAAGGAAAACAAACGUCGAUUAUUAUCAAAUUCAUCAAAGAAUGAUUUUCUUUCCUUGUUAUUUUUAUAUCACUGGUAA
Messenger RNA from Dracunculus medinensis (Guinea worm), 1920 nucleotides. Lineage: Eukaryota; Metazoa; Nematoda; Chromadorea; Rhabditida; Dracunculidae. The record is from the annotation of a GenBank genome assembly.